This is a messenger RNA of Perca fluviatilis (European perch), 935 nucleotides long. RefSeq lists its product as uncharacterized. The record is from RefSeq and is a predicted model, not a curated record. NCBI's taxonomy places the organism in Eukaryota, Metazoa, Chordata, Actinopteri, Perciformes, Percidae. The coding region runs from base 1 to 690 and encodes 229 amino acids. The transcript is spliced from 6 exons.
AUGAAGCUUCCUUCAAGUCGGUUCCGGUUUGUGUCGUGGCAUCGCCUGGAGCAGUGUGAUGUUACGGGUGACCAGCUGACCUGCCCCAGGGUCAGAGAAGGGCCAUCAGAAGAGCUGUUUCAAAGAGAUAGGGAUGACAUCUGUUUGGAGAGAGGGAGGAGAAGAAGGAGGAGAGAGGAGGAAGGACAAAGAUGGGAGGAUAGACUGCAAGAGAAUUGGGAAAAUUGUCUGGAGUUAAAUUUGUCCUACCAAGACUUGGGGGACCCCUUCCAGCAAGAGAAUUUCCUUCGGAUCCUCCGCCGGUUAUUCCGUGUGGAGAAACUACAACUGGUUGACAAUUCCCUCAGCAACCUGAGUUCUGUACGUCUGCCAAGGUGCAAAAUGCUAAACCUGCACCGUAACCACCUGGUGUGUCUACGUCAGCUGCCAAAGCUCCCAGCUGUGGAGCACCUUUGUCUGUCUGAGAACGCCAUUGGCUCCCUGGGGGGACUGGGAGCUCUAGGGAACAGCCCUCUUCGCUCCCUCAACCUAACCCGCAACCCAGUGACCUUCACUCAGGACUACCGAGCACGUGUUUUCCUCUGUUUGCCAAAGCUGGAGAUCCUGGAUGGAAUCCCCAAGCUGCCAGAAGACUCUCUGCCCACCAGACUACAGUUCUCCCAAACUACCAGGAUGUGUAACAUCUUAUGACAAUUCUCUCAAUGUAUGGAUGUGUAUGGAAUUAGUUCUCCCAAUCCUACAACACUUGACACAGUGACAAGGAUUCAGCAAAGCACUCUUCAGCAAACGUUGAAGUUGCACUAAUGGUUUCAUAGAGCUGUUAAAUUUAUUUACACAAAUCGUGUCCCGACAGGUGCCGAAAAAUGCUGACAAUGACUGCCGUCACAGUAAAUGUAAUGUAAUGUGCUCCAAGGCCAUGUAAAAUACUUUUUUAU